Prunus armeniaca (apricot) is the source of this 768-nucleotide messenger RNA. The record is from the annotation of a GenBank genome assembly. Lineage: Eukaryota; Viridiplantae; Streptophyta; Magnoliopsida; Rosales; Rosaceae.
AUGGAAUUGAAGAAAGAAGAUAUGAAGCUGAAAGUCCUUGGCCAGAAAAUUAAAGGGUAUGCAGAAAAUCUGCUGUAUCUGAGCGCUUGCAAGCCCAAAGUCACUUGCAGUGAAAGUAGGUUUGGCCUUCUUCAGAACUCAAUUAAGACCACAGAGACCCUGAACUCUGAUUACACCAAAUCAAGUCCUGUAGCUUUUGUUCCCCUCAUGUCGUCUUCAGGUGCCCAUGGUGACCGUGUUAUACCUUAUAAUCACAAACUGCAGCUUGCUGUUUCAUUGACCAUGCCUGAAUCCGAAUACAAUCACAAACUAGGUGUCUUUCAGGUAAGGGUACAGUUCUUGUCAGCAAAUGGUAUUGUCACUGCUAGUUCAAGCUAUCCCUGCAUGCUGCGAUUCAAAAGAGGGCCAAUUCGUGUCAUCGAAACCUUUCUUAGAAGUGCUCCUCUUAUUGCUGGUUUACAAUCAGAAACCCAAGUUCUGGACAUAAAAAUGAGUGAUCACAUUGAAGGACUUGGGCCAACUGCCUGCUUGAAGGUGAUACUAGAACAAAGAGCAGAGUUCCAAUCUGUUGCAGGCAUACCUCAAAUAUAUGCUGGAUCAUUAGUGCUUCAAUCUGAGAUUCCUCAGCUGAGAAGAGCCAUAACUGCCCCAAGGGGAAGACCCAAAAUUGGUUUAAAAAGCCAAUCACUCAAACGUCAUCUUCUGGCAGAAAAGCAGCCUAGUGUUUCCAUGGAAGAUUACGAGGAUAUAGCAGCUAAGUGUUUCUAA